UCAGCUCACACUCUCCUUCUUCUUCCCGCUGCAAGUGGAGCGACUCGUAGCGACAACAUGGCCAAGGACAUGACUCUCUUCUGGGGCUCCGGCUCGCCUCCGUGCUGGAGGGUGCAGAUCGCCCUGGAGGAGAAGAAGCUGCAGGGCUACAACAGCCACUUGAUGCGCUUUGACAAGAUGGAGCACAAGUCGCAGAAGGUCUUGGACGUCAACCCCAGAGGCCAACUUCCUGCCUUCAAACAUGGAGACAAGAUCCUGAAUGAGUCCUUCGCUGCGUGCUUGUACUUGGAGGACCAGUUCAAGGCCCAGGGCACCAAGCUGAUCCCAGAGUGCCCUGUAGAACGUGCCAAGAUGUACCAGCGCAUGUUUGAGGGCAUCACCCUCGGCCAGAAGCUUGGAGACGUUAUCUACUAUGAAUGGAAGGUCCCGGAAGCGGAGAGACACGACUCUGCAGUGACAAGAAACCGGAAAGCCUUAUCUGAUGAAAUCAAACUGUGGGAGAAAUACCUGCAGGAGGGGCCAGGCCCUUUUCUGUCGGGAAAGACAUUUUCAAUGGCUGAUGUCCUUGUUUUCCCAGGCAUUGCCUACGCGUUCCACUUUGGGUUGUGUCCUAAAAGUUACCCGAAACUGGCUGAAUACUACAAUAAUUUGAAGGCUCGGAAGAGCAUCAAAGACACGUGGCCUCCAACUUGGGAGGAAGGAAAAGAAAGCAAACUCAAAGGCAUCUAAAAUUGUCGUCGUUGUGGCUUGUGCAGCCCUUUGAGAUACUCGUGAUUUAGGGCUCUAUAAAUAAACUUUGAUUGAAAAUGGAAAACAAACAUUUUUAUAAGACCGCUCUUUGUAUUGCACUACAAUAGGAUGUUGUACUGUGGUUUAUUAGCUGCUUUUGUGCUAUAAAAGUCAAUAAAAACAUAAGUUGGACAUGAA
Molecule: messenger RNA, 927 nt
Organism: Entelurus aequoreus (snake pipefish)
Lineage: Eukaryota; Metazoa; Chordata; Actinopteri; Syngnathiformes; Syngnathidae
Product: glutathione S-transferase A-like
Exons: 6
Coding region: 58-729 (223 amino acids)
Source: RefSeq, a predicted model, not a curated record